AGGGAAUUCCAGCGAGUAAAAAAAUGCGAGUAAAAAAAUGACUGUCAAAAAUGGAAAGAGAAGAAAGAAAAGUGCGGAAUAAUGGAAGCUGAAGAAUAAUGGUGCCAUCCUGGACAAGCACGAGGACAGUUUCAGCAAGUCUUGCUUCAUAACGCGUCCCUUAAAAUCACGAAUCCUCUCCCCAUCUCCCUCUUCCAAAUCUGAGGAGUCCCCAGAACCUCAUUCAGCUUUCUUCAUCUUUUCUGCUAGACAUCAAGUCUUCACAUUUCUAGAUCUCCGAGUCUGAACAGUCUACCACUACCGUCAUCUCCCUCAUUGUCGUCAUAACCCCACCACUGCACUACCACCAUACUUUAGAUUAUUGCUCUCUCUCUCUUUCACUCGUACCUCUGUGAAAGAAAAGGUGAUUUGACUCCAUCGUCCGUCUGAUUCUGUUAAUUUCUGAUCAUUUUAAUGGGUGCCCAAGACGGUGGUUGCAUUCUUGUAACGGGUGGGGCUGGUUUCAUCGGCACGCACACGGUGCUGCAGCUGUUGAAGGAAGGAUUCAAGGUCGUCAUCAUAGACAAUCUUGACAAUUCAGUGGAGGAGGGCGUCGAGAGGGUGAAGGAUCUUGCCGGCCCCGAGCUUGCUGGGAACCUGACCUUUAUUCUGGGAGAUCUGCGGAAUAAGGAGGAUUUAGAGAACGUAUUUAAUGGAAGAAGAUUUGAUGCAGUGAUCCAUUUUGCUGGCUUGAAGGCUGUGGCGGAGAGCGUUGCAAAGCCUUUUCUUUACUACCACAACAACAUUGUCGGCACCUUGAACUUGUUUGAGUUCAUGGAAAAAUAUGGCUGUAAAAAGAUGGUAUUCUCUUCUUCUUCUACAGUUUAUGGCCAACCAGAAAAAAUUCCUUGUGUUGAAGAUUUUCAUUUGACAGCACUGAAUCCAUAUGGACGUACUAAGCUUUUCGUUGAAGAUAUUGCCCGAGACAUUCAGAAGGCUGAUCCAGAAUGGAAAAUGAUCUUCCUACGGUAUUUCAACCCAGUUGGAGCACACGAAAGUGGUCGCAUUGGUGAAGAUCCCAAGGGCAUACCUAACAAUCUUAUGCCUUAUAUCCAGCAAGUGGCAGUUGGGAGAUUGCCUGAGCUGAAUGUAUAUGGUGUUGAUUAUCCUACACAAGAUGGAAGUGCGAUUAGAGAUUAUAUCCAUGUGAUGGACUUGGCUGAUGGUCAUAUAUGUGCACUUCAGAGGUUGCUCACCCCAGAAUUUAAUGGUUGUACAGCCUACAAUUUGGGGACUGGGUGUGGAACAUCUGUGCUUGAAAUGGUUGCCGCAUUUGAGAAGGCUUCUGGCAAGAAAAUACCUGUCAAGUUGUGCCCCAGACGACCAGGCGAUGCUACAGCCGUGUAUGCCUCUACAGAUAAGGCCUUAAGGGAACUUGGCUGGAAAGCCAAGUAUGGCCUAGCUGAAAUGUGCAGAGACCAGUGGAAUUGGGCCAGGAACAACCCAUUUGGGUAUCAUACACAUCCUUAAGCACCUCACGCUUCUGAGAAUCUAUUACAGUUCCUGUUACAGCAUUUGGUAUUCUUCCUAAUUUAUUUCUAAGGAUGGAGUUGUAAAGAGGAAGUAUCAUUGCAUUAUUAGGGCAAAUGUGAUUGAUAUCCCCAUAGUGAGUCUUUUAUUAAUUAUAUUGCAGACAAAUUGAUCCAUUUUUUGUCAGAAGGAAUAGAAGUGCAUACAACUUGAUCCAUUUUUCCGACUAUGUAGAAUUAUUUGUGAGAACUGCCAUAUAAAUGAAGUCAAUAUUCUACGAAAUUCUGCCACCAAAGUGGUAAAUGAA
Nymphaea colorata (pocket water lily) is the source of this 1816-nucleotide messenger RNA. Its product is annotated as bifunctional UDP-glucose 4-epimerase and UDP-xylose 4-epimerase 1-like. The coding region runs from base 454 to 1509 and encodes 351 amino acids. Lineage: Eukaryota; Viridiplantae; Streptophyta; Magnoliopsida; Nymphaeales; Nymphaeaceae. The record is from RefSeq and is a predicted model, not a curated record. Gene Ontology annotation, cellular component: cytosol. Gene Ontology annotation, molecular function: UDP-glucose 4-epimerase activity; RNA binding. The transcript has 9 exons. Gene Ontology annotation, biological process: rRNA processing; galactose metabolic process.